This is a messenger RNA of Necator americanus (New World hookworm), 3153 nucleotides long. RefSeq lists its product as uncharacterized. The coding region runs from base 1 to 3153 and encodes 1050 amino acids. The transcript is spliced from 30 exons. Gene Ontology annotation, biological process: endosomal transport; intracellular protein transport; vacuole fusion, non-autophagic. Gene Ontology annotation, cellular component: HOPS complex; endosome; lysosomal membrane. The record is from RefSeq and is a predicted model, not a curated record. Gene Ontology annotation, molecular function: actin binding. NCBI's taxonomy places the organism in Eukaryota, Metazoa, Nematoda, Chromadorea, Rhabditida, Ancylostomatidae.
AUGUGUUGUUUUCCUUUCAUUUUAGUCAGGUUCAUCUUCGUCAUCUUAUCAACUAUGGCUGAGACAAAUAUUGGAGAUCAACUUGGUGCGCAGCUCAUGAAAGCUGCACAAAUCAUGGAGGAUCACAUCGAUAAUGAAAUGAAUAGACUCGACAACAUGGACGAAGAUGAGCUGGAGAUAAUCAGAAGACGGCGCAUGGAAGAAAUGAAGAAGUUGCAAAAAGCAAAGACGGAGAUGCUUUCAAAUGGCCAUGGAAAAUAUGAGGAAGUGGCUGAUGAGAAAGAAUUCUUUGAGGCUACCAAAAAGAGCAAAAAUGUUAUAUGCUUGUUUUACCUCGAUGGUAAUAUGAGAUGUAAAAUUGUGGACAAACAUCUGAAGAUAUUGGCUCCCAAGCAUUUAGCGACGCGCUUUAUCCAUGUAAAUGCUGAAAAGGUACAUUUCCUCGUAACUCGUCUCAAUAUUCGUGUUAUACCUACAAUUGCAAUCAUAAAGGAUCAACAGACGAUAGAUUACAUACGUGGUUUUGAUGACCUAGGUGGUGUUGAUGAUUUCAAGACAGAGGUCCUAGAGAAGCGUUUGGCUCGAUCUGGUGUGAUUAAGGUCGAGAAACCAAAAGUGGAACAACCUAAGAAGAAGAUCAUUAGAACUCUUAGAAUCCCUCAUGAUCCGGUGAUGGCUAGUCGCCGAGGCACCAUCGACGAUACAUUAUCCAGUUGGAUAGUUAUCGGUGACGUAAAACUCAAAUUUGUGAAGAACUAUACAGAUCUGCCUUCUCUGAGGAUAAAAAAUGCCAUUCAUUUCGCUGCCUCCACAUAUUCCGGGCCGCUGGCCUUGGCCUUCUCAAAUUCUGCAACAUCAUGGUUCAUCGACAUACGGAUGAGUGGAGGAGAGUAUCUGAAACGGAAGCUAGAAGUGCCAGAUGUAUGUGCACUGGAGUGGACAAAGGGACAUCGUUUGGUCGUCAUGGAUCGCCGUGGAAACGCUUCUCUAUAUUCCUCGCUCGGCGAGCGGGUCUCUGAGUUUCAUUUUGGCAAUGGAAUUCGAGAAGUACGAGAGGUACGAGUAUUUCCCACCACUCAUGAUUCCGGUAUAGCUAUCAUUGACGAUCAGAUGCGUAUAUUUGUCGUAAAUUCAGUCAGCGAACCAGUUGUUUGGAGUAUGCACAGCUCAAUUAGGGAACAUCCCAGUGCUUGGACAGUUUUGCAACCACGAUCACAACUGACACAAGUAGUCGUUGCUUUGGGUACAACAUUUUAUACGGGAUGUCAAGGAGAACAACUAUGCCCUCUGGACACGCCAUUUUCCGAAUCAGAAGGGCAAUACGCGCGAAUAGUCGUCAGUUGGGAUCAUUCAAUGAUCGCUCUGUAUCACUCUUCUAGUUUGAUUCAGAUUGUGGCAGCCGACUUGUCAAAACAAAUCUCCCGGAUCCAAGUUCCUGGAGAGCAGUCAAUAUAUCGGUUCGGUUGGGUUGGUCUGGAAGCGCUGUUUCUUCAGAGAACUCCAUUAUCUGUUCAAUUUUUCAAUGUUUACGACGAGACUGCACACUAUGACCUACGCACGGAAUUUGUCCAGAUUGGAGUAGAGUCCGAUGGUGUUAAGCUCUAUUCGGAUACUGGGAUGGAAUUUGUCAGUCCAGUGUCAGGGGAUGAAAGAGCGGUGUUAGGUGUAGCAUCGGCAUCGGACGGGGCUUUGCUAUAUGAAGCAGCCCAAUGGCUCAACACCGACAAAAGCCAUCAAUCAUAUGAGUAUACUAUGCAGAUUCGUGACCUUUCGUUGGCCAUCGAUCAAUGUAUAUCCACAGCCACCUCCGCUUGGUCCCCAGAUAUGCAAAAAGCGCUGCUAAAGGCAGCGCAUUUUGGUGUAGCCUUUUCUACUGGGUUCGACUCAGCUCGUUUCGUUCGUGUGCUUCGUGAACUGCGAGUAUUGAAUGAAGUACGUCGUAAGCGUAUUGGAAUGCCCAUAACAUGUUCUCAGCUACAUGAAUUGGGUGAGUCUUGUCUCAUCAAUCGCCUAAUCGAUAUAGGUGCCUAUGGUACAGCGGUAGAAAUAUGUAAAUGGCUUCGCAGAGACGAACAAGAGGGUAUUGAUCGUGUCUUACUUGAAUGGGUUCGACGAACUAUUACGGAAGCGGCGUCGUUGCCAAACAAAUCGGAAUUGAACAUGGAAGCAUUAGAUGAGAAAAUUGCUAGGAAAUUGCUGGGUUAUCCGCAUGUCUCAUUAGCAGAUGCUGCGAAGCGCGCGAUUGAAGCAAAGCUUCCGAAGCUGGCUCGUUUGCUGAUUAAGCGCGAGAAGGAUGACUCUAAACAGGUCAACGUUCUACUCCAACUAGGAGACGUUCAAGAAGCACUGGCCAGAGCAGCUGCUGCACAGCGACCGCAGCUUAUGCAUCAGGUUGUCCGACAUCUCAUGAAGGAACAGAAGCGAGCGGAUUAUGAGCUUGCCAUUCGCAAGAUUCCACUGGCACAGUGCUUAUACCAGGAUCUGGUACGAGAGGAGAGUGACCGGGGUUCUGGUAAGAUGAUGCUUGCGUUGCUGGAACAAGCAAGUGACUUUGAGCGACAAAUUAUGUUCCAUCUGGAUGCUGCGGAGAGUGAGAUGAACCCAAACGAACGCUUAAAUUGCUUAAGAAGAGCCAAGGAAGCUGCCAAAAACCUGGGGGACAAAGGGAUAGAAGAACUACUGAGCGAUAUGGCUGCAUUUGUGCCGGGACAAUUGGAGAGAGGAGAGGAUCGUAUGACUAUUCGCGACACUGUUAUCGAACAUGCAGCAGACUCUCAGAAGGUCGCUCAAUUAAAGCAUCAGGCUAAACUGACUGAUAAACAAGUCUGGUUGUGGACAAUCGAGGGGCUAGCGAAGAAAGGUAAGAUGGAGCAACUCUUUGACAUGGCGCAGAAGAAGUCACCAGUUGGUUACGUGCCUUUUCUCAAAGCGUGUAUGAAGUACAAUCGUCAAGACGAAUGUAAGAAGUAUUUUGCAAAAGUCCACGGCUAUCAGGAGCUGGUUGCUGCCUAUUUGGCUAUGGGGAAUUUCGUCGGAGCUGCGAAAAUGGCAUUCGAUCGACGCGAUCAUGACACGCUACAACACAUUUUAAUGAAAUCGCAUGGAAAUAAAGACGCCCAUGUUAAAGUGGCGCAACUGAUCAAAUCACUUUAG